AUGGCUUUGGAUGAGGAAUUUUCUAAAGAGCUUCUGGAGAGAAUCUCAACGUUGGCUGAGAGGAUUGAGAAUGUUGAUAUUAUUAAACGUCAACAAACAGUUUUGGAUAAUUUAAAAACUCUUCGAAUCGGUAAGAAGAAAUUGCUUCAUCAAUUGCAACUUUUACUGGAAAAGGAAGCGGAUGUUCAAGUAACGAAUGAUUUGAUUCAGAAACUUCUUCAAUCAUUCAAUGAAUUAAGAAAGCAAGAACAAGAAUUUACUUGUGCAAUGAGAGAAGUUGUAGUUAAAUUUUGUGGUGAUUUGAAUGAUGUACUUCCAAAAUUGAAUGAAGUACAACAAAUUUUGAAAAAUGAUAAGGACAAUAAAUUUUCAGAGUUUAAUUUGUUGGAAGUCGAGCGUUUGACUCUUAAGCUUAAAAAUGUGCAAGAGAUGAUUUUUGGUUUUAAUGAAAUGUUCAAGGAAGCGGAAGAUGCUUCUGGUCUUUUGGAUGAACAAUUGAAGACUCGUUUGAGCAUUUAUUUUGAAAAGGUUUGUUUAACAGCAAUUCUAAUUUUUUCAUUUUUGAUUCUCACAUCUUUCCAAUAUUUAUGA
This is a messenger RNA of Meloidogyne enterolobii, 591 nucleotides long. The record is from the annotation of a GenBank genome assembly. Lineage: Eukaryota; Metazoa; Nematoda; Chromadorea; Rhabditida; Meloidogynidae.